AUGCAUGGACAUAUAUUUUACACACCGAUGGUCACUGUAAAUAUCAACCAUUAACGUACUUUUGUAACACUUACUGUAGCGGCUUGUCACAUACUUACUUAACAGAAAGAAUGAGCAACAACAAAUCACAAACUGCUCUAUUUCCAAUAAAUUUGGAUAAGCUUACUGAUAAGGAACGACACAACUACAUAUUAAACCAAUAUGUGAUACCAACGGCUGCAGAGGUGCAGUCACGCAAGCACAAACGCGAUAUAGAUGUGAUUCGGGAAAAUCAUAAAUUUCUCUGGUCGGAGGAUGCCGAUGAGGACAUCCAAUCGCUUAGUUGGGAGCAGCGGUUAGCGCUUCGCUAUUACCGCAAGCUCUUCAAGGAGUAUUGCAUAGCGGAUCUAUCACGAUACAAGGAAAAUAAAAUUGCUCUACGCUGGCGAACAGAGCAGGAGGUGGUCACUGGUAUUGGACAGUUCCAAUGCGGCAGUAGACACUGUGGUGUGCGCGAAGAGUUGCGCAGUUGGGAGGUUAACUUUAAGUAUAUAGAGCAAGGAACAUCACAAAAUGCGCUCGUCAAGGUACGUCUGUGUCCAACGCAUACAGAACAGUUAAAUUAUAGAACAAAAAAAAAGGAAUACAAACGACAAAGACGAAGAGAAAAGGAAGAUCGCAAGGCAGAGAUAAAGCUCAAGCGGCGUAAACUAAACGAGAGGGCGGACGACAGCGUUGAACCAGAAGAAUCGAAGGACAAGAUUCAAGAGGAAACCAAAGACGAAGCUGAAUCAGAUACACCGCAAGUUGGUGCUGCCACAGCUAAUGAGGAUGUCUGGAGCAAACAGAUUGAUAUAAGCAAGGAAGAGCCUUCACGCGAGCUUGAAUUCGAACGCUAUUUAGAGGAUCUCUUGCUAUAGAAGGUGAAGGAGAGACUGAGAG
Molecule: messenger RNA, 921 nt
Organism: Drosophila busckii
Lineage: Eukaryota; Metazoa; Arthropoda; Insecta; Diptera; Drosophilidae
Product: protein FRA10AC1
Exons: 3
Coding region: 111-899 (262 amino acids)
Biological process (GO): dephosphorylation
Molecular function (GO): phosphatase activity
Source: RefSeq, a predicted model, not a curated record